Messenger RNA from Stegostoma tigrinum, 2431 nucleotides. RefSeq names its product OTU domain-containing protein 1. Bases 397 to 1626 code for a protein of 409 amino acids. Lineage: Eukaryota; Metazoa; Chordata; Chondrichthyes; Orectolobiformes; Stegostomatidae. The transcript has a single exon. The record is from RefSeq and is a predicted model, not a curated record. Gene Ontology annotation, molecular function: cysteine-type deubiquitinase activity. Gene Ontology annotation, biological process: protein deubiquitination.
CCCCCGUUUCUGGCGCUCACAUUCCAGCAUGCUGAGACAACGACUGGCAGUAAACGAGUGCAGGCCGCCCAAAAGGGGAGGGACCAGGGGAGGAAACGGGGAAAAAAAAGCCGAGUGCUUUCCAGAAAGGUCUCGGCCUGAACGAUGCACCUUUUAUGCGGAGAAAUCUCCCGUCUUUAGUGGAGCGGCGCUGACGUAAUGGGGAUCAAGUUAGGCCUGAGUGUCGCAGUUGCAAUUAGAGCGGCCGGCGGGAGGGUGUGAACGAGGUGUCGGAGCCUGUGUCCAAUCUCCUCGUAUCCGCGGCUUUAGGCUGUACCGGGAGCUGGUGAUGACAGCCGCUAUUUUUAACUACCAUCAUCAGCCCGAGGCCGCUAUAAAAGGGGCCGCAGCUGCGACAUGCACUAUUACAGCAGCGUCUUAACGCACUAUCCCGGCACCGCCUUCAAAGUCUCCAUUCCAGCGGCGGAGAAAGCGCCUGUCGAGGGCCCGAGUUUCGGAGUGAAGACUGAGCCCACCGCCGCCUCUUCCUCUGCCGCCUCCUCCUCCUCCUCUACCACCACCGCCGCCAUGCCCGCCUUCUCGUCAUGCGAACUGCUGCCCCCGGGCCCGGCUCCGUCUCCGGCCUCGCUCCUCUAUACUUCCACCGCCAGGAUUCCCCUGCGGCCUCUCGAGAGGAUGGUGCCGAUCCAGAUCUUGAGCGACAGAACGCAGGCCGAGCCCCCGGUGCCGGGCCAUCAGGGACGGGGUGUCUGGACCGAGGACAUCCUGACGGAAGGAUCGCGGAAGGCUUCAGCCCGGAUCCUGGGCGAUGGCCAGCAAGAGCGGGCAGUGACGGACUUACAGCCCGCCUCGGAAGGGCCGGAGACCGCCUUCAACCCGCCGGAUGGUGACAGCACCGAGCGGGAGUACCAGGACUGGGUCGGGCCGGGUCCCGAGUCCCGGGCUACGGAGGCGGCUGAACAGAGCAGCAGCAGUGCCUGGGAAUUCGACGGUGGCUUCAGGACCGUGGACCUGGUGGUGGAGAACAAGGCGGACAGAAACGACAAAGUGGCUCGUUACCUGGCAGAAGUGGAGAAGCAAAAUAGUUACCUGCGGGAGCGACAAAAAUACCGGUUCCAUAUUAUUCCAGACGGCAACUGUUUGUACAGGGCCGUCAGUAAAGCUGUAUACGGUGACCAGAACAUGCACAAGGAACUGAGAGAAGAAACUGUCCAUCACAUCGCAGAUCACUUGGACGAGUUUAACCCCAUCAUCGAAGGGGACAUUGGGGAGUUUUUAAUCAACGCUGCCCAGGAUGGAGCCUGGGCUGGUUACCCAGAGCUGCUUACUAUGAGUCAAAUGCUGAACAUUAACAUAUACUUGACCACAGGGGGUAGCCUGGAAAGCCCAACAGUUUCCACUAUGGUGCAUUGUCUUGGCCCAGAAGAUCAAUCAAAAUCCAGCAUAUGGCUGAGUUGGUUGAGCAAUGGACACUACGACGCUGUGUUUGAUCAGUCUCUACCUAAUCCAGAGUAUGAAACCUGGUGCACAAAAACACAUGUUCAGAGGAAACGAGAUGAAGAAUUAGCAAAGUCCAUGGCAGCUUCUCUUUCAAAAAUGUACAUUGAGCAAAAUGGCUGUUUUUAAAUGACUUUCCUCCCAAGCAGUACUAUUCAUAAACAUUUCAGAUCAGGACCUAAGAUUCCCUGCAUAAGCUGAUGAAACUGAUAUGAGCAAGGCUAGUAAGAAGUACAAAUGUAAAGAUUGUUAAUAUGGUUUUUAUUUAUUUAUAUGCUUACACAUUGAUUGGGCUAACAGCACUUUAAAAUGGAUCAUAAAAUCAACUCUAAGUAAUGCCUUAAUUAAAUGUGUGAAUACCUAGAUGUUUUACCAAAUGUUUGAGCUCAAACUAAUGAAGGUUGCGGGGCACCUGAAUUUUUAAAUCAGGCUUAUUGCAGAUAAGAGACCAUAGGAUUGAAUGGGACUGCAUUGUCUCAUUAAGCAUGUGUUUUUUUUAAUUAAAAUCUUAAUCUUCUGAUGUUUGGAAAGCAACUGAUGUUUAAUCUCUGCUUUGGAGAGUUUUUAUUCUGAAUGGGGUUUUUUUAAAGAUGUUUUAUUGCAAUUUUUUGCAAUUGCUGGUUUGUUAUUGUCAUAUCUCCUUCAUUACGUUCUUGUAUUUGGUAUUCUGGCAGGUAGCUAAUUGCCACCUUGAUUUUUCUAAUUGGUUAGAAUAGAGAUUUUAGAUCUUUUAAAGUUUAGCUACAAUUACUAACGUUAUUACUGUCUGUUUCUUGCCAUUUCACUGACUUUUAUACGCUGUCCAAGAUGUAUUGACAUCCAAAAGUGGUUUGCAGGGUCAAACUUGUAACCAGUUUGCAAUUACUGUAUUUGUAUUGAUUGUGAAGUUAUUAAUCAACAUGGAAUGAAUUAAAACUAUAUAACAUUUCACAAA